Messenger RNA from Cyclopterus lumpus (lumpfish), 3559 nucleotides. RefSeq names its product ADP-ribosylation factor-binding protein GGA1-like. The transcript has 17 exons. The coding region runs from base 719 to 2500 and encodes 593 amino acids. Gene Ontology annotation, molecular function: ubiquitin binding; phosphatidylinositol binding; small GTPase binding. Gene Ontology annotation, cellular component: trans-Golgi network. The record is from RefSeq and is a predicted model, not a curated record. NCBI's taxonomy places the organism in Eukaryota, Metazoa, Chordata, Actinopteri, Perciformes, Cyclopteridae. Gene Ontology annotation, biological process: intracellular protein transport; vesicle-mediated transport.
GGGUCCGGGGAGCCGGACGCUCGCACGUUAUCGUCCGCGAGUUGUUGCGGACGAGGUGACAGCCCAGCAGAGCCGCGCGCGUGGCUCCGCGAGAGGAGGGGACUCUGACCCUGUGGCCACGUCCAGAAUGCUAACCGAGCUCCGGAGCUGCUGCGCCUGCUCGCUGUCAACAAACACGAUACAGCCGGGCGGAGCUUUAGCUCUGCGGCUCGAUAGCUCAACUACCUUGGGGGGGGGGGCGACCAUCUCACAGGGGGCCCGUUUCUAGUCCCGGAGGUGAGGGUGGGAUUACGGCGAAGCUCCGGCCUCGGAGGAAAGUUCCAGACGAGACAAUGACACAGUGCGACGACCGACAGGCAGCAAGCUAGCUGACGCGACGCUCCGGUAGCUGCGUCCCGGUGUGCUGCUCUGGCUCGGUGGCUCGCUGGGGUCCGGUGACCAGAGACUUAACGCAUUUUAAAUCACGAGCGUCACGAAUACCCUCUUGGACUCUCUUGGGUGCUAAGAUAAAGUUGUUUUUAAGUGAAAAGCGAAGGCAUUGUGACUCAACGUCUGUAACGUUAUCUAUAAAGACAUAGCCACAAACCCACUGAACCGAGACACAGACUGGAGCAGCAUCCACGGCUUCUGUGACCAGCUCAACAAUGACCUGGAGGGGCCUCAGCUGGCCACCAGGCUCCUGGCCCACAAGAUCCAAUCUCCACAGGAGUGGGAGGCCAUGCAGGCCUUGCUGGUUCUGGAGACGUGUAUGAAAAACUGCGGGAAAAGGUUUCACAGUGAAGUUGGCAAGUUUCGUUUUCUCAAUGAACUCAUCAAAGUAGUUUCUCCAAAGUACCUGGGCUCCCGGUCACCAGAGCCAGUCAAAAAGAAGGUUUUGGAGUUGAUCUUUAGCUGGACUUUGGGGUUACCUGAUGAGGCCAAGAUCUCAGAUGCUUAUCAGAUGCUGAAGAAACAAGGUAUUAUUAAACAAGACCCAGAGCUGCCACCUGACCAACUGCUGAACCUUCCUCCACCCAGACCCAAGAAUGCCAUUUUUGAGGACGAGGAGAAGUCAAAAAUGUUGUCUCGGCUGUUGAACAGCUCUCACCCCGAGGACCUAAAAGCUGCCAACAAACUCAUCAAGGAAAUGGUGCAAGAGGAUCAGAAGCGAGCAGAGAAGGUGUCAAAGCGGGUGAACGCCAUUCAGGAGGUGAAGGAGAGCGUCGCUCUGCUGACUCAGCUUCUGCAGGACUACGACGACACCGCUGACAAUCAGAGCAACGCUGAACUUCUGCAGGAUCUGUACCAGCGCUGUGAGAAAAUGAGACCUACACUGUUCAGACUGGCAAGUGAUACGGAGGACAACGACGAGGCUCUGGCCGAGAUCCUGCAGGCGAACGACAGCCUGACUCAGGUCAUCAACCAGUACAAACAGCAGGUGAAGGGGGAGAUAGUGAACAACACAUUGAACACACAGAGGAUAACAGGAGGGACGGCACUGCUCGAUCUGUCAGGAUUGGACACAUCGCCACACUCACCUCCGUCCUUCCCAGAGUUCCCCACUCCAACAGACAGCCUCAAUGCCCCUUCGCAAGAGAUGGGGAUCAGUCUGCUGGACGACGAGCUCAUGUCACUCGGUUUAAGUGAAGGAACACACACCUCCAACCCUCUCUCGCAGCCUGAGGACUCCACCGCCUGGGACUCCUUCCAGUCCUCCGACAGCAUCGACGCAGACAUCCCGGCAGCACCCAGUCUUCUCCUGAGUCCAGACCCCGCCUCCCACUCUCAGCCCCUCUCGUCUGGCUCUACACCUGGGAACUCUGCUCUGGAUGAGCUGGACCUGCUGGGAAAGACCCUGAUGCAGCAGUCCCUGCCUCCAGAGGACAUGCAGGUCAAAUGGGACAAGCAGCAGUGCAAACCAACUCUGAGGGAUCUGCAGAGCAAGUCUGGGUGCAACAUCACCCCAAACCCCAUACCAACCUUCGCCGCUGAACAUCCCGCGCCUCUUCUCAACUCUCAGCCCAGCCUUGCAGCGUCGUUGCUGGAUAUGUCCCCGACACACACAGAGACGCCACCUGUCGAUGUCACCCUGACUGAUGUUUUUGUACCGCUAGAAUCCAUUAAGCCCAGUAGUCUGUUACCUGUGACGGUGUUUGAUGGACACAGCCUGCGGGUUCUCUUUCACUUUGCUCGGGACUCGCCUCCCUCUCGUACCGAUGUGCUAGUGGUGAUAAUCUCCAUGUUGUCAUCUGCUCCCAUACCCGUCGACAACAUCAACUUCCAGACCACAGCCCCGAAGUCUAUGGCAGUGAAACUUCAGCCCCCAUCAGGAACAGAGCUCCCAGCUUUCAACCCCAUCCAUCCCCCGGCUGCGGUCACACAGAUCCUGCUGCUGGCGAACCCAAACAAGGAGAAAGUGCAGCUGCAGUACAGCUUAACCUUCACCAUGGGACAACAGGAGCACAGCGAGAGCGGAAGUCUAGAACAGUUCCCUCCUCCAGAGAUGUGGGGGAACCUAUAGCAUUGAAGCACAACCACAACCUGACAGACUCUCUGCUUUCAGACUCCGCUUCCUUUCCCAAAACCACCUCAACACUCUGCGUUUUGCCCGUUUUCCUUUUGUAAACACGUUGUACUUUUUUUGAUCGGUGUUGAUAAAUUGCUUUUGCUCUAAAUGAGUCGCGUGAUGUCCCCCCCCCCCCUCCCCUCCACUCCCCCAAGAGCUGUUGCAGUCUUGUCAUAUUGUUUAACAGACGACAUCAAAUGUGUGCGUACUUUUUGGUGUGUUUGUGGUGUUUUUCACUUCAGUCUGAAUCACUCAUCUGUUGCUUUUACCGUCACCUCUGCAUGCUUUUCCAACACAGGAUGCAAUGCCUGCAAAAUCAGGACACAGAGGACGUUGGCGCAUUACAUAGUUCAUCUUAGUUUGCAAAACAAGGCUAGACUUAAUCAACGUUUCUUGGUAUCUUUUUAAUUCCUUUUGCAAUGACUGAGUCCACUUUUUGAUUUGCACAAAGGAUUUUUUUUGGGGGGGGGGGGAGAUUGUACCAUUUGUGUUUCUCAUCUUGUGUAAAGAACGAAAUUAACAAGUGUCAUCUGCCAUAUGUGCCUAUUUUGCGGUUUUAACAUUUUACUUUUCGUGUGUUUUGGAUGGAUUUGUUUUCCUCAUCUGUUACACAUCAGUCAUAUUAGGUCUGAGAUGCAGUUCAGCGACAUGAUAUCCUUAAUAUAUUCUGAGCAUUUUCAGUAGGGUAAGUUACAUUUUGACUUAUUUAUUUAGCUUGUGAUUUAAUUUUUUUAUUCAGAAUUUAUUGGUUAAGACUAUCACGCAACUUGAGAUGAAGCAAGGUGCUCAGCGUGCACUCCUGGUCUCAAACCAGUUUCUCCAGUGUGCGAUGCAUGUCAGUCACGCUCAACACUCCUCCCCACAGGCUCUCAAUCACAUUCCGCUGCACUAAUCUCCAAUAUGACUGCUUUGUAAAUACCAAUGAUGGCAGUCCUGUUAUGUACAUUUGACUUGUGCAAGAGCAUAAUUCUGGUAAAAUAUUCCAAAUGGGUAAUAAAGGAUUUUUCUUGGUGA